Monopterus albus (swamp eel) is the source of this 2570-nucleotide messenger RNA. RefSeq names its product RAR-related orphan receptor C a (gene rorca). The record is from RefSeq and is a predicted model, not a curated record. Gene Ontology annotation, biological process: regulation of transcription by RNA polymerase II. NCBI's taxonomy places the organism in Eukaryota, Metazoa, Chordata, Actinopteri, Synbranchiformes, Synbranchidae. Gene Ontology annotation, cellular component: nucleus. The transcript is spliced from 10 exons. Gene Ontology annotation, molecular function: nuclear receptor activity; zinc ion binding; RNA polymerase II cis-regulatory region sequence-specific DNA binding. The coding region runs from base 330 to 1754 and encodes 474 amino acids.
CAGCAGUGUGAGGAUCAUGUGUAGUCCACGCGGCGAAACUAGGUUACAGCGAGCCGCGGAGCAGGAAGGAGCUCGGGGCAGCGGAGAAGCCGCUGUGUUGCUGUAUAGGUGAUUUGUCACAACCAUAUCUCUGAGAGUGCACGGAGGUGACCAAAGUUACUAAGAUUCGUAAAGUCGGAGCGGAUGAAGAAAUUGUAGAAAACCCAUAUGAGGAUUUGUUGUUGUGACAGUUUUCAGCUGGUCCGAUUUGGAGCGAACAAGUUCGCGUCGCUGUCGGUGUUUCUUGGCUUCAUUUCCACCUGGAGGAGGUGGCUGACUUCAACGCCAACAUGAGAGCUCAAAUAGAGGUUAUUCCCUGUAAAAUCUGUGGGGACAAAUCAUCAGGGAUUCACUAUGGUGUCAUUACCUGUGAAGGCUGCAAGGGUUUUUUUCGACGCAGCCAGCAGAACAAUGCAAUGUACUCCUGCUCACGUCAAAGAAACUGUCUAAUUGAUCGGACGAGCCGAAAUCGCUGUCAGCACUGCAGGCUGCAGAAGUGUCUCGCUCUGGGCAUGAGUCGUGAUGCGGUGAAGUUUGGUCGAAUGUCCAAAAAGCAGCGCGACAGCCUGUAUGCAGAGGUCCAGAAGCACCAGCAGUCCCAGGAGUCUGUGGGGGUCGGUGCACAUGAGGAGAACAGUGACAUGGCUGACCAUAUCCACACAUACAGAAGAGGCUCCAUCACCACGCUCAGCGACCUAGACGACAUCACCACGCUGCCAGAAGGCCUGCUUUUCGACCUGCCGCUGACCCCAGAGGAUACAAGUGGAGAGUACUGUAACCUAGACAUGCUGGGUGGCAGUACAGGCAGCAGCUCGUCUUCUCAGAGCUCACCAGAACAGACCAACUUGGAUUUUGUAGACAGCAACCACAGUAUCAAGCACGAAUACCAGCUGUUCCAGGAAUCCGGGCUUUUCUCACAUGCUAUCCUCAACCCGCUGCCCGACAGCUGCUCCCUGCUUGAGAUAGAGCGCAUAACUCAGAGUGUGGUGAGGUCCCAUAUUGAAACAAGCCAGUACAGCACAGAGGAGCUGAAGAGAAUGAUGUGGACCUUGUAUACUCCAGAGGAGACACACUCAUACGAAACCAAGUCAGCUGAGAUGAUGUGGCAACAAUGUGCCAUUCACAUCACCAAUGCAAUCCAGUAUGUGGUAGAGUUUGCCAAGCGCAUCUCUGGCUUCAUGGACCUCUGUCAGAAUGAUCAGAUAAUCCUCCUCAAAGCAGGCUGCAUGGACGUUCUUCUGAUUCGAAUGUGUAGGGCCUAUAACCCCAUCAAUAAUACAAUGCUCUUUGAUGGAAAGUUUGCCACUGCACAGCUUUUCAAAGCACUGGGCUGUGAUGACCUUGUGAAUGCAGUGUUUGACUUAGCGAAAAGCAUGAGCCGUAUACAGAUGUCUGAGGAAGAGAUGGCUCUCUUCUCUGCUGCUGUACUGCUCUCACCAGACCGAAUGUGGCUGACAGAUGUCCAAAAGAUCCACAAGUUACAGGAGAAAGUCUAUGUGGCUCUGCAGCGGUGUCUACAAAAAGAGGGAGCACCAGAAGAAAAACUAGCUAAGAUGGUGUCUAAGCUUCCCAUAAUGAAGUCAAUUUGCAACCUUCACAUUGACAAACUGGAGUUUUUCUGUCUGAUUCAUCCUGAGACAGCAUAUACAUUUCCUCCUCUCUAUAGGGAGGUCUUUGGCAGUGAAAUCAGCUUUCCAGACUCCACAGAGGGCUAGUGCUCUUUAGCUAAAAUAGCAUGAUUCAGAUAUAAGCGUUGAGGUGUAGGGACGAGGUGAUUAAAAAAAAUGUGGCAGCCAACUGAGACAAAACCAACCAGCAGCUUAAUGACAAUCCUGCACACUACACUUUAGGACACACUUCUCUCACCUCUGAGCUCCCAACCCUGUGGAGUAGCUUACACUGCCCUGCAAGCCAGUCCUUUCAGCUUUAGUUUAACACUACAGAAACUGUUGCUGGCUACUCAGUGCAUAGUUACCUCUUUUUGGGGGGAAUUUAAGAAAUUGUUAAAGGGGAGCCGUUAUAAUUCAUAUUGAUAUUUUUCUGUGAGGAGACCUCAAACCUCUCAUCACGUUUCAUAUAUAAAUUUGACCUUCAUUGCUCUAACAGUUCCUGUAAGCUAUUAUUGAAUGUACCCCCUUUUCCCUUAAACGUAAGAGAAUGUACAUGCUUUAAAUCCUCAUCCACUUUGUGGAAAUUGGCAGUAACAAUUCCUGUUUCAGUUGUCAGUCUAGCAACACUUUAUUGGCAGUUUAUUGUUUCAUUCAAUAUUUUUGUAGCAGUUUUGUAUGAACAAACUGAUUAAAGGGACCAUGAUCAAAACUCUCAUGCCCACAGGGUUUUUUAAAAACUCUGUACAUCCUGGGUAAACAUUCAGAUUUUCUGCCACCAUGCACACCCAGCACAAACAUGGCACUUAUGCUGAAUUUUGUAGGUAUUUUUACUAGCACACCCUCAGUCACUGAUUUAAACGAGCCCUUUAUUUUUUAUGCAAUGUGAAAAUAUUUUCAUAUAGAGUAUACUGUAUGUCUACA